AUCGAUUUUUGUUCCAGCUCUAGACAAGUUUUUUUUAUAAAUAAAAUAGCUCUAGAAAUACAUUAUUUAUACAAAAUAAUUGUAUGUAAUCCAAUUAUAAAAACUUGCCGUUAAAAUGAGUUGUUUUCGAGUACCUCCCUUCAGACGCAAACCUGUUCGGGACCUAAUUUAAACAUCAAGUGAAAAAUAUGGAGCAAGACACACACUGGUAUGUGACGACACGGAUAUAGCUGUAAACCAGUCAUCAUAUUUGUAGGACUCAGCUAUCUUGUACAGAUCGGGGCAUUCAGCAAGCUAUCCAGGAUAUAAACAUCUAAAAGAAAAUUGCUAUCGGAAUGCAAGAACGGGUUAAAGAGCUACGCCUUACUGUGUGGUCAAAGUCACAGAUUCAAGAUAGUAAUCAACGGUGCAGUAUGGUGGUUUGCAACAAACGAUUAACUUCCACUAAAGUGCUUGGCGACUCACAGCAACCACUCUUGUUAGCCCUCCCAAAUUGCAAAACGCGUCGCCAGCAGAAGCAUCAUAAAGUACAGCUGUACUCUGGGAGCCCAUUGAACAUCAAGCUGUACGCGUCAGCGAAUAUUGAGGGUAUUCCGAGAGCACGGAAUCAGGCACCAGCGACGACUAAUAAUCAACAACCAGCUAUGCAUCGAAAGACUAAAAGCAAAAGCAAGCUCGAAACAUCCAACAACUUUUCGACGCUAGAUUCAUCAGGUGAUAGUGAUAUUUAUCCAUCCGCAGAGAAUUCAUCGGCAUUAGUGGAAUCAGUCAAAAAAUGUGAAGGAACUUCUACAGAAAUAGGAGUAAAGACUUCACAGCAUUUCCCACAUAUAAACCAAAUUACAAAAAGCCAGAGUUGCCGCAACAACAGGAUUAGAAACAGAACCCGCUCCUAUUCUUCGCCUUCGGCCUCAGCGGUGAGAUGCAAAAUGAUGAUUCCAUUACCAACGUUUGGCGCAACAUCUUUUGUUACUUUGCUGACUUUAAUUUGUAUGGAAACGGUUUUGCUAUCAACCAUGUCCAGUUGCGCCAAAACGUUCUACAUGCAUUGGAAUACAUCGAACAGCAUAUUUCGGAUUGAUAAUACCGAUCAUAUAAUCGAUGUUAAUAAGGGCAACCUUGCAUUUGAGUUUGAUCAGGUGCAUAUAAUAUGCCCAGUAUAUGAGCCAGGAACUUUUGAAAAUGAAACAGAGAAAUAUAUAAUUUACAAUGUGUCUAAAGUGGAGUAUGAAACAUGUCGCAUAACAAAUGCAGAUCCGCGAGUAAUAGCUAUAUGUGAUAAACCUCAGAAAUUAAUGUUUUUUACAAUAACUUUCCGGCCAUUUACACCGCAGCCAGGUGGCUUGGAGUUCCUACCUGGAAAUGAUUAUUACUUCAUUUCAACUUCAUCUAGGGAUGAUUUAUAUCGUCGAAUUGGAGGUCGAUGCUCCACAAACAAUAUGAAAGUAGUCUUCAAAGUGUGUUGUGCCGCCGAGGACAAGAACAAAACCACUGCGAUAAGCAAAUCUAUAUCAGGUGCAGACACUGGAGGAGCCAUUAAUGUCAAUAUAGCAGCUAAUGAUGACAGUCAUGUCCAUAGCCAAGGCAAUAACAUUGCUAUUGGAACCAAUAUUGGUAUAAAUGGAGGCGUAAUUUCUGGAGGACAUCAAUCCGCUGGAAUACCAAUCAAUCCAAUCAACGGCAAUACCAAUAUAAAUGGCAUUGCAACUGCUAUUAAUUCAAACAUUGAUCAGUUUAACCGGAUACCGAUUCAACCAAACAUAAUCGGUAACAAUGCAGGAACCAACGCCGCUGGUCCUGGAGUUGUUAAUGGUGGAGGCAUUAUUCUAACUCCUGGACAUGGUCAUGGAAACAUCAACAUGCUACAACCAGGACGCGGCGGAAUGAACGUGGCUUAUCCCGGACAUCACCACAUCCAAACAGGGAUCAGGAUAAAUAAUGUACCGACGCAGCACAGCUACCCACCUCACAAGGGUAAUGUUAACAGCAAUACUAACCCAAAUGAUGAGCACCACCAUUACAACAAACAUCCCAACGAGGUUGUAAAGAACGAGGAGCUAACAUACAACAGAGGCACAGCGCAAGCAGAUAAACACAUUUUCGCCUUAUGGAUCUGGAUCUUGUCAUUUUUUCCACUGCCAUCAAUUCAAUCUUGCUGUUUUUCCGCGUAUUGGAUAAACUCAUCUUUAGUAUUAAGCAUUGUUGCGAUCCUCGGUAUCCACUAUCUAGUGGAAAACGUGUUACAAACCACGUAUCAGCGAUAUAGGCCUGGAAUUAUAGACUUAGGUCCAGCUUCUAGCUUGUUUGACCAGUAACUUUGUAAUGAACAUCAGAUUUUGUGUGCCCCUACUCAUUUACGUUUUAACAAUUCCAAUAUCCCUUAUAUCUUUUGUCACUCUUUUCAAAUUAUGUUAAUAUUGACAGUGAUAAAAAGUACUGGAUUGGAAAGGUUGGAAUCACACGAUAUGCUUACUGAUAUUGAUUUGGAAAGGUAAUUGCAAUUGACCGAGUUAGUCUAACUCAAAGUUUAAUAUAAUAGAUCAGAUAGAAAGGAGAAAGGUGAAAUAGAAUUAAUAAGUAAAACAAUUAAAUAUAUCAAGUAAAUUAACAGUUAGUAAUAGUGGUCUAGAUAUAACUGAUACCGCAUAAGAACAGAAGGAGGAUAGCAGAAUGUUAUUGCAAAACAGAUCAGAUGCAAUGCAAAAGGCCAGGUAUAAAAAGCACUUGCAAUUGUGCUGAAUGCAUACCACCACCAAGUGCCUAGCCACUAUGUCUACUGUCCUCCUUACAAUUGUGUCCUGGUUUUUUCGAAAUCAAUAAUUGGGGUAUACAAGAAAUGAAGUGUAUACCCAUAUGCAGAAAUUAUAAAGCGAUGAAGAGAUUAUCAAAUCAUUACAGCUAUAGCUUUAGCUGACUGAGUGACUGUCAGUUAAAAUGAUCAUUCCGAAACUCUCUUGUCUUAUCUAGGGACAUACUGGAAGAAAUGACCAUAAAUAGGAAAAAAUGUCUCACAAAGAGAGUAGCAUGCCUUCGGAAUGGCUUAGGUGGAUUAGAAUUUUCCUUGUCCCAGGAAAUGUGAAAUUCCAAAAUUGUUGGAAAAAGCCACAUACUUAAUCUAAAUAUGUUCUCGUGCAAGACCCUGUACGAAGAAUAUUUCGACUGAAAUUAAAAAAAAUUUAUUAGCAACGCUUAUUAAAAAGCACGUAGUAAGAUAGGUAUAAGUUAUUUAAAUACAGUAUAAUGCAGAUGGCGAAUGACUACGCAUAUGUAAAUGUAAUCGUAUAAGAUCAAAUGAAACUUAUGUAUGUGUGUUUAGUAUGCAUUGAUGUAUAUUUAAAAUCGUAGUAGGUAUUUUGAAUAUGGUAAAGGUGAAAUUCAAAGAACUCAACUAUAAGUUUUAUGUUCUUUUUAUACCCGUUACUCGUAGAGUAAAAGGGUAUACUAGAUUCGUCGGAAAGUAUGUAACAGGCAGAAGGAAGCGUUUCCGACCCCAUAAAGUAUAUAUAUUCUUGAUCAGGAUCACUAGC
Drosophila subpulchrella is the source of this 3527-nucleotide messenger RNA. RefSeq lists its product as uncharacterized. The record is from RefSeq and is a predicted model, not a curated record. Gene Ontology annotation, molecular function: ephrin receptor binding. Gene Ontology annotation, cellular component: plasma membrane. Bases 336 to 2315 code for a protein of 659 amino acids. NCBI's taxonomy places the organism in Eukaryota, Metazoa, Arthropoda, Insecta, Diptera, Drosophilidae. Gene Ontology annotation, biological process: axon guidance; ephrin receptor signaling pathway. The transcript has 5 exons.